Messenger RNA from Plasmopara halstedii, 183 nucleotides. RefSeq lists its product as uncharacterized. The transcript is spliced from 2 exons. Lineage: Eukaryota; Oomycota; Peronosporomycetes; Peronosporales; Peronosporaceae. The record is from RefSeq and is a predicted model, not a curated record. The coding region runs from base 1 to 183 and encodes 60 amino acids.
AUGCUAAUACCUCUUAGUACUAAGUUUGAGAGACCGUGGGUUUUCGAGCAUUCGAAAUUCAACGUUGUGCUUGAUGAGCACCACCUCUCCCGUUUUACUCAAAACAUUGCUUUGAUGGCUGACUAUCUGGUCAACAAUGAGUUUGGAUCCAAAUUUGUAGAUAAAGUAGUGACAACGAUAUGA